Letharia columbiana is the source of this 1710-nucleotide messenger RNA. RefSeq lists its product as uncharacterized. Bases 1 to 1710 code for a protein of 569 amino acids. The record is from RefSeq and is a predicted model, not a curated record. The transcript is spliced from 6 exons. NCBI's taxonomy places the organism in Eukaryota, Fungi, Ascomycota, Lecanoromycetes, Lecanorales, Parmeliaceae.
AUGCUUCGGUCCGUGAGAACAUAUUUCCUCUCCCCAAAAGCACAUAACACGGUUCGGACCGAAACUGAGGUUCGCCGACAUCACGAUCUUUCCCAGCACGAUAUAUCGCCUCUGUUCCGCCUUGAAGAACUAAAAGGUCUCAACCUGUAUGAGUGCUCUAUGGAAGAGAUACAGCAACAUCUCUCAGAGGGUCAUUUUACGUCUGUUGACUAUGUCGAAUUCUGCCUUCAACGUAUACAUAACGUCAACCCCUACCUCGAGUGUAUCAUCGAAAUCAACCCAGACGCUACUAAGAUUGCUGCAGAAUUGGACGACGAAAGACGCCAAGGUAAAGCUAGAGGCAUACUACAUGGCGUACCAAUUCUAGUCAAAGAUAACAUGGCUACAAAGGACAAAAUGCAAACAACGGCCGGCUCAUGGGCUUUACUUGGAAGUAUUGUCCCCAGAGAUGCCCAUGUAGUCUCGCUUUUGCGUCGCGCAGGGGCGAUCAUUUUAGGGCAUGCUAAUAUGAGUGAAUGGGCUUCGGUCCGAUCAUCGAACUACUCCACCGGGUACUCUCCGCGCGGCGGUCAAGUGCGAAAUCCGUACAAUCUUUCCAGUAGUCCAUAUGGCUCCAGCUCAGGCUCUGCAGUUGCGGUCUCCGCAAACAUCGUACCCGUAUCCUUUGGGACUGAAACCGACGCGUCAAUAAUUGGACCAGCAUCGAUCAAUGGCAUUGUCGGGAUUAAGCCUACUGUUGGACUUACCUCGAGAGCUGGUGUUAUACCUAUCAGCAAAAGCAUGGAUACCGUCGGCAGCUUCGGUAGGACUGUUGCCGAUGCGGUCCAUGGACUGAAUGCAAUCGUUGGCAGUGACGAAAGGGAUGCCAUGACCUGCUCCUCGUCACGCUCCCAAAGAAAAGACUACUCCAAGUACCUGACGACAAAGGGUAGCCUCAAAGGUGCCAGAUUCGGCCUCCCAAACAAACGGUGCUGGGAGUUCGUCGCCAAAGAUAUCAGAGAGACGGCACUCACGGUCCUUAAAGCUAUCCAAGAGGCAGGAGCGGACGUCGUCGAGGUUGACUUUCCCUGUGCAGAGGAUCGUAUACCAGGAGACGGCAACUGGGACUGGACGUACGGCAAGCCGUCAGAGUCAGAGUUUUCCGUAGUUCAGGUCGAGGCUUUCCAGGAGAUCAACGCGUAUCUAUCAGAACUCUCAGAAACGCGCAUGAAGACCCUGGAGGACGUCUUCGAGUAUAAUCAAAAGAAUAGCGGUACAGAAGGCGCCAAACCCGGUGACCACUCAGCAUUCCCAACAGGACAGAACAACUUUCAGCAAAUCUUACAAAGCUGCGGCGAAGCGACGGAAACCUAUUACCAAGCCCUGCAUUACACCCAGCAAAAAUGCCGCACUGAGGGCAUCGACGCUGCGCUAAAGGACAAUAAGACUAAUACAGUGUUCGAUGCGCUCAUCUUGUUUGACCGGAAAGGCGCGGGACAGCAGCUUGCUGCCCAGGCUGGCUAUCCCAUCAUUUGUAUACCAAUCGGUGUUGACUCCGCUGGGUUGCCCUUCAGUCUUUCUUUGCACCAUACCGCAUGGAAAGAGGAUGUUUUGAUUAGAUGGGCAAGCGCCAUCGAAGAUCUUGUGCAUCAGAUCAGUGGCUGGCGGUGCACUCCUGAAUAUAGAGAACAUCUGUCCAAGAACAUCCCUGUGGUGGAUAAGUCUUCUUAG